GUAUAUAUUUAACCUACUAUACUAAUAAGAUUUCAGGGUGAGCGAAGGGAAUAAAAGCGGCACGGCUUUAAGUGCAUCGUACACAAAAAGUUAUGUGUUAACGUUUUGUCUUCUAAAACCAUUAGUGUCAAAAUUUAUUGUUACUGUUUAUUCUAGAAAUCUUAGAAAAUUUUGGCAUUUUCCUAAUAUGACUAGAUCAAAGAUAGAAUUAGGAGAUGUAACACCACACAAUAUAAAGCAGCUGAAGCUUCUUAACCAAGUAGUUUUUCCAGUCUCAUAUAAUGAGAAAUUUUACAAGGAUGUAUUAGAAGCUGGAGAGCUAGCAAAACUAGCAUAUUAUAAUGAUAUAGUAGUUGGCGCAGUUUGUUGCCGAGUAGAUACUUCUGAAAAUUCUAGGCGUUUAUAUAUUAUGACUUUGGGAUGUCUUUAUCCCUACAGAAGGUUAGGAAUUGGUACUGUAAUGGUACAACAUGUUUUAAACUGUGUAAACAAAGAUGGAAACUUUGAUUCAAUUUUUCUCCAUGUUCAAAUUAGCAAUGAAGGAGCCAUUGACUUUUACAAAAAAUUUGGAUUUGAAAUAGUUGAAACAAAAAUACACUAUUAUAAGAGAAUAGAACCAGCGGAUGCUCAUGUAUUACAAAAGACAUUACGUACUAGAACAAAUCAAACAAAUAAUCAACAAACUAAUCAAUGAAAAUCGUUAAUCAUUAAUUUAUCACAUCCUAAGAACCACAUGUUUUCACAAUUUGGUAAUAAAAUUAUUUUUAUUGUAUAUUUUCCAGUGUGUUAUAAGUUAUAAAAUUAGAAUUUUAUAAAUAAUUUAAUAAAGUUGACAAAUACAAUGUACUUCCAUGUAAAGAAAAAACGUAACGUAAUAAACCUUAUAAAAUGUUAAUACUUACUUAAAGACAAAGAAAGAAUCUUUACAUUUAUUAUCAAUUAUUUAUACUUUUAUUUUUUGUAUGCAAUUUCACUACAUUGGCAUUACCUUCAUAAUAUAUUAUAUGUAGCACAUUUUAUGUUUGUCGACUAAAUUAAAUAUGUAAGUAAUACAAUAUAUCUAUGCUGUGAACCGAGAGAUUUAAAUACAUUUCACGAUUACCGUA
Messenger RNA from Hylaeus anthracinus, 1106 nucleotides. It is a transcript of the gene san, whose product is annotated as probable N-acetyltransferase san. The transcript is spliced from 4 exons. Gene Ontology annotation, molecular function: acyltransferase activity, transferring groups other than amino-acyl groups. The coding region runs from base 188 to 694 and encodes 168 amino acids. NCBI's taxonomy places the organism in Eukaryota, Metazoa, Arthropoda, Insecta, Hymenoptera, Colletidae. Gene Ontology annotation, cellular component: NatA complex. Gene Ontology annotation, biological process: mitotic sister chromatid cohesion. The record is from RefSeq and is a predicted model, not a curated record.